AUUUUAAUGUAUAGUAUGAAAAUUAUUUUAAUGAAGUGAUUCUUAAAAUGUGUAAAUGAACCUUUUCCUUAUUUUGGUUAAUUUUGUCGUUUCGAACUUUUCAGAAGAAUUUAGACUAAUUUCCCCUAACAAUGUUGAUAAAUAUUAUAGAAAACACACGAUUUGGUUAGAAAAGGAUCCUGACUUGAGCCAUAAUACAACAACGGCUCAAAUAGAUCCUGAAAACUUGAAAGUUAAAAACAGGAUCGUGUCAAUUGUUGGAAGACCGAACGUAGGGAAAUCUUCCAUAUUCAAUCGCAUCACAAAACUUUUUCAUUACGGAAGUGUAGUAAAUGACGCCCCUGGAACCACAAGGGACCGUCAGUACUCAAUUGCUGACUGGAACGGGAAAUACUUUCGAAUAAUAGAUACUGGAGGUUAUGAUGAUGACCAACUUUACUCUGAUGAAAUUAAAUCUCAAAUUAAUACUGCUAUCAAGGAGUCAUCUAAAAUUAUCUUUGUUGUGGAUGCUUUGGAAGGACUUACUUCAAUGGACUAUGAAAUUAGAGACUAUCUCUUUAAGCAUACCAAGAAAAGAAGAGAUUUGGAAAUACUUCUCUGUGUCAACAAGGCAGAAUCAUAUAGAAGAGGAGACAUACUGGCCCAAGAAUUUUGGAAAUUAGGACUCGGAACCCCGUACCCAGUGAGUGCUUUGCAUGGGACAGGACUUGCAGAAUUACUAGACAAGUGCGUUGAGGACUUUGAGACGGGAGAAAUCGUUGAAGACUCACAAAUUGUCGUUGCCUUUAUAGGAAGACCUAACAGCGGUAAAUCAUCAUUGAUCAAUAAGCUGAUCGGUGAAAACAGGUGUAUAGUUUCACCUGAUGAAGGCACUACACAGGACUCAACAAAGGUGUUUGUGACUUAUGGAGGUGAAAAAAUGUCAUUUGUCGAUACCGCUGGCAUGAAACUACUGACCAAGGACAGAAGGAGUUAUUUGUCUCAAAAAAGUUCAUUAAAGUCAAUAAGAGCCAGUGACGUUUGUAUUUUGGUGAUAGACUCAUCUUGGGGAAUUUCCAAAAACGAUGUAAAAAUGGCUGAGGAGAUAAAAGAUGAAAACAAAGCCGCAAUAAUAGUGUGCAACAAGUGGGACUUGGUCGACAAAACACCUUCAAUUUUUGACAAUGUUGUUGGAUAUGUUCGAGAGAAGUUGUAUUGGCUGGACUAUGCAGAUGUUCUAAUUACCUCCGCAAAAUCAGGGCAAAAGGUCCAGAAUAUCUUUGAAUCUAUUCAGAAAACAUAUAAACAGUACUGUUCAAAUCUGCCUACAAAUCUGGUCAAUAAAGUUUUGAAGGACGCCACGUUCAACAGGAGACUACCUGUUACUCAUGGGAGAAGACUUAACAUCUACUAUGCCACUCAGGUCCAUUCUAAACCGCCUGGAUUUACCGUUUUCUGUAACGAUUCUGAAUUAAUGACUGAUGACUAUAAGGAAUACUUGGAGAAAUACAUGAGAAACGCAUUUGGUCUAACUGGAACACCAAUUCAGAUAUAUCCCAGGUCCAGAAGAAGAAAGGAUGUUGUGGAUGACCUUCAAACUCCCGCUAUUAGCAGAUCUAACAAGAAAAACGACCUUCUAAUACUCUAA
This is a messenger RNA of Theileria parva strain Muguga, 1627 nucleotides long. It is a transcript of the gene der, whose product is annotated as ribosome-associated GTPase EngA. NCBI's taxonomy places the organism in Eukaryota, Apicomplexa, Aconoidasida, Piroplasmida, Theileriidae. The transcript has 14 exons. Bases 56 to 1627 code for a protein of 523 amino acids. The record is from RefSeq and is a predicted model, not a curated record. Gene Ontology annotation, molecular function: GTP binding; ATP hydrolysis activity.